AUGCCGAAGUCGACAAGGGGCCGAAAACCGAGGGCUUGCGACUCGUGUCGCAGAAAGAAGAUCCAGUGUGACCGGGCUGUACCGCAGUGCAAUUACUGCCAGCAUCAUGGCUUGACGUGUUCCUACAACGAAGCUGCAAAGACAGAGGGAUCCAGAGUUCGAUCUCGGCUUUCAAGAUUUCCAAACUCCAUGUCACCGAGUCGACAGCUUAGUCCAUUUGAACAUGAUGUGGAAGUUAGCCCUCGUGCGAGCGAUGCUCAUGACCGCAAUCCAACUUAUCUAGAGGGCUUGCGAUUGGUCAAUGGCGAUCCGUUCUUCAGUCUGCAAGGUCAGCAAUGGAUCAGAAGCAGAACAGGCUCAACCAUUUCAUCAAAUAUCAUCGACAAGUACCGUCUGCCUUACCUAUGCUCCACAAGACCCCCUCUAGCGAAUGAUAAUCACAAGAUUCUAAAGCUUCCCGAUCGUCAGAUUGUCGAGGAGCUAGCAGUCCGGUUUUGUUCAUCUACCCAGUCUCUUGUCUUCCCACUGCUAAGUCUUCAGCGCUUCACAACGAUAACCCUGCCUCUCGCAUACAACUCUGUCACUAAACGGCAUACCACUAGUGCCAAGUGUUGUGCGUACGGAGUGCUGAUUAUGUGCGACAUCUUUGGCCUAGACCCAGGCGACACACUGGCUGAUAUUAGUUGCUGGUGUCAACGAUAUGCUUUGGAAAUCGAAGGUUCGAUACCCGUGAUCUUACGGGAGAUGAGGGUCGACGGGCUUGAGUCGUUGAUGAUGCUCAUGAUCUUCAAAUACUUCAUGGGAGAUUUAGAAUCCGCGUCGUUCCUCGUUUCAAUGACCUCGCGCUUCUUGAUUCAACUCGGAGCCCAUCUAUACCCCUCUUCUCCGAACGCCUACGAUAAACACAACGAAGCUCACCAUAUACGUGACCUCUUUUGGGUCUGCUACUGCAUUGAUAAAGACCUGUCUCAUAGGACUGGUCAACCACCUACCAUCAACGAUGAUCACUGCGACCUCACGCUACCUCCCAACUACGUCCAGAUGCAGAGCUCCAAUAUUCUGAGUUCUAGCCUUUUCACAAUUCGUCACUCUUCCACCGUGCCGCUUUACCCGUGGGACAUUCGGCUCUCGGUUACAAAGUCAAGGAUCUAUAACGAACUUCACUCGAUAAGCGCGUCCAGACUAUCAGGGACCGAGAUAUUAAGAAGGAUACGGCAUUUGGAUGAAGAGCUGGAAGCUUGGAGAGUGACUCUUCCACCUGACCAUCGGCCAACCUUGUCGUUCCUGAAACAAACACCCGUUGAUGCCCAUACGAACACACAGGCAAUCAUGCUCCGACUGUCGUACCAUCAUUGCGUUAUUCUCAUUCAUCAAGCCCGAUGCAGAGUCUUUCAAUCAGAUCAGUCCAUCGACAACUCCACAGAUGAUGGUCAUAGAAUAAACUUCCAGAUCCUCAUCGACGCCUCAAGAUCAAUCUUGAUCUACCUGGAAAAGGCAUUGCCUGUCCUGGCCCAUGAGUGCUUCUGGGUCAUUAUCUUCUAUCCGAUGACUGCAAUCUCCACCAUCUUCUUCGUCGCGCUUCUCGACAACCGAUCAGACCCAGAGAAUGAAAGACUGAGACUGCUGCAAAGCUUUACGCAAUUGAUCAGACAAAUUCCGAUCAAAAGGCUUACCGUAGCGGAGAUAUCACACUUGGAGUUCAUCGAGGAGGUCGUGCAGGAGAUGAGCAGAUUAGUGUUGCUCGCUCUUUGA
Messenger RNA from Fusarium verticillioides 7600, 1752 nucleotides. RefSeq lists its product as hypothetical. Lineage: Eukaryota; Fungi; Ascomycota; Sordariomycetes; Hypocreales; Nectriaceae. The transcript is spliced from 6 exons. The record is from RefSeq and is a predicted model, not a curated record. Gene Ontology annotation, biological process: DNA-templated transcription; regulation of DNA-templated transcription. Gene Ontology annotation, molecular function: DNA binding; zinc ion binding; DNA-binding transcription factor activity, RNA polymerase II-specific. The coding region runs from base 1 to 1752 and encodes 583 amino acids.